Messenger RNA from Motacilla alba alba, 2770 nucleotides. It is a transcript of the gene KNG1, whose product is annotated as kininogen 1. Gene Ontology annotation, molecular function: cysteine-type endopeptidase inhibitor activity. The record is from RefSeq and is a predicted model, not a curated record. The transcript has 10 exons. Gene Ontology annotation, cellular component: blood microparticle; extracellular region. NCBI's taxonomy places the organism in Eukaryota, Metazoa, Chordata, Aves, Passeriformes, Motacillidae. The coding region runs from base 127 to 1938 and encodes 603 amino acids. Gene Ontology annotation, biological process: positive regulation of cytosolic calcium ion concentration; negative regulation of endopeptidase activity; negative regulation of blood coagulation.
ACUCAUUCUGUUUACUUAACUACUGCUCCUGAAAAACAGAAGAGGUGACUAAAAUCCUGUCAGGCAUUCCUUUUCCAUUUGGUUCUUAAAGAGCCUUCUAAUUCAGGGGGCCUUUUUCAUCCAAUUAUGAAGGCCUUCAUUGUACUAGCACUCUGCUGUAGUUUUUUCUCUAGCAGAGCCAUUCCUCUUGCAUUUGAGUUUUCGGACUGUGAUGACCCUGAUGUCUUUAAAGCUGUCGACGCAGCACUGAAGAAAUACAAUGGAGACAGAGCAACUGGUAACCAAUUUGCUCUAUACGUGGUGAUGGAAGCCAAGAGAACUGCAGGUCCUGACCCACAGUUCUAUGUGAAAUACAGAAUACUUGAAAGCACUUGUGCCACUGAGGAAAACAAACACUGGCAACACUGUCAUUACAAAGUAUCUGCAGAGGCUAAAACAGGAGAAUGCACAGCUCGAAUUCAUAUGAAUGAUGCUGAUAAAACAACUAAUGUUUCACAAGAGUGCAAAAUUUUCUCAGAUGUGUCGAAGAUAAGACUUACUGAGGCUCCAUGUCUUGGAUGCUUUCAUCACAUAUCAAGCGAUGGUUCAGAAGUGUCAGAAAUUCUGAAAAAAGCCAUUCAAAAGUUUAACAAGCACAGUGAUGAACUUGCCCUUUUUAAGCUUGUGGAAAUAAAAGAAGCUAAGAGACAGGUGGUAGCUGGAUGGAAUUAUGUAAUUAGAUAUGAAAUUGAGGAGACUAAUUGCACCAAAGACCAAUUUCAAGAUUUAACUCCAGAAUGCAAAAUUACUUCUAGAGGUCGUGUAGCUAAAUGUGAGGCCAAAGCAUUUCAGAAUCUUCAGGCAGAGAUCGUAGAUACCGCCAGCGAUUGCAAGCUUCCAGUUGAAGAAACGGUAGUUGCUGCCAUUUGCCCAGGUUGUCCAAGGACUAUCCCAAAUGACAGUCCAGAACUGAAGGAGCUACUGAAGGUUUCUACAGAGAAGUACAAUUCAGAGAGCAAUGAUGACUUCUACUAUAAAGGUGGAGAAAUACAAUCAGCAACAGUUCAGGUGGUUGCAGGAAAAAAGUAUCGAGUAAAAUUUACAGUCUGGAAGACAAACUGCUCUAAGAGUGAGUUCGAAAAACUUAAUGAAGACUGUACAGCCACAUCAAACAGUGCAUCACUGUCAUGCGAUGCACAAAUUCACGUGAUCCCAUGGCAGGAUAAAAUCUAUCCCCAGGUGAACUGCUCGGAACAGCAUCAAGCGGUGUUCUUUGCAAGAAGGCCUCCUGGAUUCACACCUUUCCGGAGCACUACGAUGCUAGGCCAGCCACAUGCAGUUUCUGCUGAUAAAAAUGAAGGAGAAAGUCAAAGCCCUAGCACAGAAACGAGGAAAGACAAUGGACAGGAACCAGAAGGCGAAGGUGAACCUGAGCACAAACACAGGCACAAACACAGGCAUAAGCACAGGCAUGGAGUUAAAAAGGAUCAUGACAAUGACAGAAGGCAUAGGCAUGACAUUGGUUGUGGGCACAGAAGUGGCCAUGGGUGUGGGCAUAAAAAACACAGUAAAAAGAAUAAACAUAAACAUCCAAACUCCAAAUCCUCUGAGGAGUCAAAUGAAAGGGGUUUUAAUCAAAAUGAAACCCUCCCAUCAUCCAGUGCUGAAACUGCACUGGAGCUGGUUAGUACAGAGGUUGCAAGGGAGGAAACCAAUAGACCUGCAGAGCCACUAAUUGUUCCUGAUACUUCUUUAUUUAAUGGGUUGCCAGAUCGUCCAGAAUCUCCUCGUCCCAGAUGUCCUGGAAAACCAUGGAAACAACUUGUGGGCUUUUCAGCCCCUCCUAGCUUUCCCAGAGAAUUCACAAAUGAGGAUCUCUUGCCUUCUGCAGCAGAAAACAUCAAUCCAGCUACAGAAAACAACGAGGAAGACUUUGAUCUCUCAGAUGCUGUAGCAUAAUUCAAACAUUGUGGGAUCCUUUCCAGAAAUGUUCAGAAAAUAAGAAUACUGCCUUUUGAAAUGUAUAAAACACGAAGAGGCAAAAGCUCAUAUUCUGUUAGCUGAAAUACUCAAGUAGGUCACCAGCACUUCUGGGGACCUAAGACCAUAUGGCAAUACUGUGUAUUUGCAUAUAUUUGCAAAUAUGUAAAUCUGUGUAACUCAUCUGCCUCAACUUUCUAUAAGCACAAACUGAAUUGCUGCAUCAAAUCUUACUAUAUUAUAUUUAAAAUAAUGGCAGAAAGAAUUUUGCAGAUUACAUGAAGAAUCUCAAUCAAAUAUGGGUAAAACAAGACUAUAUAGAACAAGGGAGCCUCUCUUAGAUAUGUGAAAUAUUUUUUCUCUAAUUUACUGAACUGGAUCAUUUAAAGAACAAAAUAAAACAAAGGAAUCUUUUUACCUGUUAAUUUCUUUAAAGAAAUCAAUAUUGCUACCAGUCUAUCACUAGUGGUUGUUCUGUUGGAUGAGAUAACAGGGACAGCUGAGAGAAUCCUAAAUAAAGCAGGUUUAUUACUCCCUAUACAUAUUAUGUUAACUACCUAGAGAAGCACGUUGAUUGCCAGAUUUUCAUUCAGCAGAGAUGAAGAAAUACUACAGAUCAGAUGACAAUAUUACGAACUCUUGAGACACCUAAAAUUUGUGUGCCUUCUUCCAUUAUUAGGUUGUGCAUAAUUUUGAGAUAGGACUGGUUUUUCUAUUCUGGGUAUCUUCCAAAAGCUGAGUUUUUGGUGCAAUGCAUUAGCUAAAAAGCACCAAAUAUUUCUUGCAAAAUAAAAUAUGUUUUCCUUCUGUA